AUGGGGGGCAGCCUGAGCCUCGUGCCGGUGCUCGACUACUUCGCCCGCCGCGAGUGCCUCGGCGCCGGCCUCCGCCAGAACGCCGUCACGCUCCCGUACCCCGACGGCGGCGCCGGUGCAACCUGCACCGUCCAGUACUGGGCUCCACAGGGGGAGCCGCAGCUCCCGCCGCUCCUGCUGGUCCACGGCUUCGGUCCCCGGGCCGCCUGGCAGUGGCGCUGCCAGGUGGGCCCGCUCUCGCGCCACUUCCACGUCAUCGUCCCCGACCUCCUGGGCUUCGGCGGCAGCUCGUACCCGUCCGAGACGACGGCGCCGCCGCCGACGGAGGCGACGCAGGCCGCGGUCCUCGCGGCGCUGCUGGACGCGCUGCCCGGGAUGGAGGGCCGGCGCGUGGCCGUGGCGGGCACCAGCUACGGCGGUUUCGUGGCGUACUGGCUGGCGCGCGCCGCGGGCGCCGCGAGGGUGGGCCCCGUGGUGAUCGCGAGCUCCAACCUGCUGAAGACGGCCGCCGACGACAGGGCGUUCCUGAAGCGCGCCGGCGAAGGGUGGGGCGGCGUGGACGAGAUCCUCCUCCCCGCCGAGCCCGCCGCGCUGCGGAAGCUCCUGGAGCUGGCCUCCUACCGCCCGCCACCGCGGCUGAUGACGCCGGACUUCCUGCUCCGUGACUUCAUCCAGAAACUUUUCACGGAGAACAGGGAGCGGCUUGUUCAUAUCCUGAAGGGGAUUACGGUCGGCACUGAUAAAUUUCAAGUGACACCAAUAUCUCAGAAAGUGUUGAUUGUAUGGGGAGACCACGACCAGCUGUUCCCGAUGGAGAAGGCGUUUGCAGUUCAGAGGGCUCUGAACGGGAGCACUAGACUGGAGGUCAUAAAGAAUACAGGCCACGCUCCUCAGCUGGAGGAUCCUGCUCGCUUCAACAAGAUCAUGCUGGACUUUCUGCUGGCUUCUCACAAGCCUGAUCCAUCGGUUAAUCCUAGCUCGCAGUAA
Messenger RNA from Miscanthus lutarioriparius, 987 nucleotides. Lineage: Eukaryota; Viridiplantae; Streptophyta; Magnoliopsida; Poales; Poaceae. The record is from the annotation of a GenBank genome assembly.